AUGGAGGAGUACCACCAACCAGAGGUGCAGCUGCCGAUGGCUGGCCAGAACAGCGGCACACAUGCCCCGGUAACCGGAUCCCAAGAAAGAGGCCAGUGGGGCAGCAAGAUGGAGUAUAUCCUAGCAGUAGCAGGAAACAUCAUUGGCUUGAGUAACGUUUGGAGAUUCCCGUACCUCUGCUACAAGAAUGGGGGAGGGGCAUUCUUCAUCCCAUACGUUCUGUUCCUGUUCACCUGUGGCAUCCCCCUCUUCCUGCUGGAGACCGCCCUGGGCCAGUACACCAGCCAAGGGGGCAUCACCUGCUGGAGAAAGAUCUGCCCUCUCUUUGAGGGAGUGGGAUACGCAGGUCAGGUUGUUGUGUUGUACACCAGUAUUUACUACAUCGUCAUCCUGGCCUGGGCCUUGCUAUACCUUGUCUUCUCCUUCAGCUCUGAGCUCCCCUGGGCCACAUGUCAUAACUACUGGAACACAGAAUCCUGUGUUCCACUGAGCCACAAUAUCACUGACCAGAUGCUGGACAAAGCCACCUCCCCCGUGGUGGAAUUCUGGGAGAGGAGGGUGCUAGGGUUGUCUUCAGGGAUAGGAGAGAUGGGCACUGUGCGGUGGGACCUAUCUCUGUGUCUCCUGGUCUGCUGGAUCAUCUGUUAUUUCUGCGUCUGGAAGGGUGUGAGGUCUACUGGAAAGGUGGUGUACUUCACAGCCACCUUCCCCUACGUCAUGCUGGCAGUGCUGCUGGUUCGGGGACUCACACUUCCUGGAGCAAAGGAUGGCGUUUUGUUCUAUCUGUACCCUGAUCCCACUCGACUCGCCGAUCCUCAGGUAUGGGUGGAUGCAGGGACACAGAUUUUGUACUCUUAUGGCGUCUGCACAGGCUGUCUAAUGGCUCUAGGCAGUUACAACAAGUAUAGCAACAACUGCUACAAAGAUUGCAUGUAUCUCUGCCUGCUGAACAGUGGCACCAGUUUUAUUGCCGGCUUUGCCAUCUUCUCGGUUCUGGGCUACAUGGCCCACGAACAGGGCGUGGACAUCUCUGUGGUGGCGGAGUCAGGUCCUGGCUUGGCGUUCAUCGCGUACCCCCGUGCAGUGGCCAAGAUGCCUGUGCCCCAGCUGUGGGCCGUCUUCUUCUUCAUCAUGCUCAUCGUGCUGGGUCUGGAUACUGAGUUUGUAUGCCACGAGUCUUUGGUCACCGCCAUCUCAGACAUGUACCCCAACUUCUUCCAAUUUGGCCACCGGCGCAAGAUUCUCCUCCUCAUCCUCAGUGUGGGAUCCUUCUUCAUCGGCCUGGUCAUGAUUACGGAAGGUGGACUUUAUGUGUUCCAGCUGUUUGAUUACUAUGCCUGCAGUGGGAUGACCCUACUGGUCUUCGCUAUCCUGGAGUCAGUCUGUAUUGGUUGGGUGUACGGCGGCUCCCGUAUGCAUGACAACAUUGCAGACAUGAUUGGCUACCGGCCUUGGCCCUUUGUGCGCUACGGUUGGAUCUACUUAACCCCACUGGUGUGCAUGGGCACCUUCAUCUUCUCCCUGUUUAAGUACACCCCCCUCAUGCUCAACAACAUCUAUGAGUACCCCUGGUGGGGCUAUGCUAUUGGCGGCUUCUUCACCCUCUCCUCCACACUCCUGGUGCCACUCUGGAUGAUCUACGCCAUGGCCGUCACUCCAGGGAGCAUUUGGCAGAGGGUUCGGACACUGUGCACCCCCGCAGAUGACCUGCCACGUCCCGGCUCACAAAAGAAUAGCUCAGCCGCGUUUGAGAGUUUCACGGAGCUGUGCACCCUCCGUCCCAGCCGGACGCCCUCUGUCCACGCUUCUGAACGGGGGCCCUUUUAACCUGAAGAGUGUGAGGCCAGUGGGCAAAGUCUACAGCUGCUGCACUGUAAAGACGCCAAACUUCGAGUUUUUGUUCAUACGAUAUGAUUGCCUCUGGUUGAACAUUUAUUUGAUACUGCAUUUUUAUCUAUGAAUGUAAAUAUAUUUUUCAUAUGAA
Molecule: messenger RNA, 1984 nt
Organism: Brienomyrus brachyistius
Lineage: Eukaryota; Metazoa; Chordata; Actinopteri; Osteoglossiformes; Mormyridae
Product: sodium- and chloride-dependent GABA transporter 2-like
Exons: 14
Coding region: 1-1827 (608 amino acids)
Biological process (GO): sodium ion transmembrane transport
Cellular component (GO): membrane
Source: RefSeq, a predicted model, not a curated record